Chionomys nivalis (European snow vole) is the source of this 3636-nucleotide messenger RNA. RefSeq names its product golgin subfamily B member 1-like. Gene Ontology annotation, cellular component: cis-Golgi network; Golgi apparatus; endoplasmic reticulum-Golgi intermediate compartment. The record is from RefSeq and is a predicted model, not a curated record. Lineage: Eukaryota; Metazoa; Chordata; Mammalia; Rodentia; Cricetidae.
AUGGAGGAAUUUGUCCUAACGACGCAGCAACUUCAAGAAAAGGAAAAACUCAUUAGCAUUUUGAGGACUCAGCUCAUCCAGACACAAGCUGCACAGAACCCCUCAAAAAUUAGUUCUACAAGUGAGCUGACCCAAAAAUCAGAAGUAUUUUUGUUACAAGAGCAGAUACAUAAACAGGGUUUAGAAAUCCAGAAUUUGAAGGCAGCCUCCCAUGAAGCCGAGGCCCACGUGGAAAGCCUGCAGCAGGAAUUGGAAAGCAGCCAGCUCAAACUUGCUGGCCUGGAACAUCUGAAAGCAUGACAGCCUGAACUAGAUGAACUGCAAAAACACAUGCAGCAGAAGGAAGAAGAGGUCAGCUACCUGUCUGGACAGCUUAGUGAGAGAGAACAGACCCUAACCAAAGUCCAGGCAGAGAUGAUGGAGCAGGAGCAUUUGAUCAGGGCCCUGCACACACAGCUGGAAAUGCAGGCUAAGGAGCAUGAGGAGAGGCUAAAGCAGUUCCAACUGGAACUUUGUGAGCUGAAACAGAAGUCAGAAGAGGGUGAGGAAGAAGCUAAAGCAAAGCAGCUGAUAAAGAAGAAACUGCAGGCGGCUCUCAUCUCCCGAAAGAAUCUGCAAGAGGAGUUGUCUUCAGCUAGAGAUGUUGUGGCACACCUGACCAAGUCUCUCGCAGAUGUGGAAAGCCAGGUUUCUGUUCAAAAUAAAGAGAACGAUGAAUUCAAAGGAAAGUGCCUUCUUCAGGGAGAAAGAGACAAAGUCAUUGUAAAAAUAGACAAGUCUUUACUUGAAAACCAGAGCCUCCUCUUGUUAAAGCCUGAAACUAGCUCUGGAGGGGAAGAAAAGAAAAACCCGAUGAAGGAACUUGAAUCUCUGAGAUGCUCUAACAUUGCAGAGAGCACCGAGUGGCAAGAGAAGCACAGGGAGCUGCAGAAGGAGUAUGAAGUUCUUCUGCAGUCCUACGAGAACGCGAGCAACGAAGUAGAGAGGAUCCAGCACGUGGUGGCAGGUGUGAGGCAAGAGAAGCAAGUGCACGGGAAGUUACGAAGCACAGAGACAGACAAAAGAGAAAAGCAGCCGCAGGAUGCGAAACAGGAAAUGGAAGAAAGAAAAGAAAAGAUGAAGAAGUUUGCUACAUCAAAAGAACAGAAAAUCCUGGAGCUGGAGGAAGAGAACAACCGGCUUAGAGCAGAGGCUCAACCUCUAGGAGGAGCCAAGGCAAGCAUGGAUGCUCUUCUUUCUUCGAAUUCCCGCCUGAAGGAGGAACUAGAAAGGGUAAAAUUAGAGUAUAAAACCCUUUCUAAGGAGUUUGAGGCUUUAAUGGCAGAGAAAAACCUUCUGAGAGAAGAUCUGAAGCUUCAAGGGGAAGAGAGUGCACUGAAACAAACUAGCCUAGAGGCCACUGAGAAAUUCCAUCAACAAAAGGAUGUCAUCACUGAAGAAGAAACACAAGCUCUGGCGGGCAAAUCGCAAGAGCAAGAUACUCAGAGUGUGAGCGUUAAACGUGAAGAUUCGGACUGUCUUCUUUCAGCAAACAGCGCCAAGCCUGGCACUAGUGAGACUUUGGGCUUCCACAAUGACAUCAGUGGCCACCUCCAGCAGCUUUGCCAACUCAAGGGAAGAAUCGCUGAGUUAGAGAUGGAGAAACAGAGUGACAGGGAGUCAGAAAUGCGGAAGGAGUAUUUAGAGAAGAUUCAAGGUGCCCAGAAAGGACCUGGCAAUCAAAGCCAUGCAAAGGAGCUCCAGGAGCUGCUGAAAGAAAAACAGCUCGAGGUGAAGCAGCUGCAGAGGGACUGCAUUAGGUACCAGGAGAGGAUCAGCACUCUGGAGAAGACGGUUAAGGCCUUAGAGUUUGUUCGGACUGAAUCCCAAAAGGAUCUGGACGUGACCAAAGGAAAUCUGACACAAGCAGUUGAACAUCGUGAAAAGGCCCAAGAGGAACUAUCUAGCUUCAAGGUACUGCUAGAUGACACGCAAAGCGAAGCCGCGAGAGUGCUAGCAGACAAUCUCCGUCUGAAAAAGGAACUUCAGUCAAACAAAGAAGCCGUCAAAAGCCAGAUGAAACAGAAAGAUGAAGAUCUGGCACGAAGACCGGAGCAAGCGGAAGAAAAACACCUAGACGAGAAGAAGAACACGCAAGAGAAACUGGAUGCUUUGCAGGGAGAAAAGGCCCACAUGGAAGACACGCUUGCAGAGAUCCAUGUCACCCUGUCCCAGAAAGACAAAGCAAUGAAACAGCUGCAGGAGAGCCUGGCCAGCACUGUGGCUCAGCUUGCAGCCUUCACUAAGAGCAUGUCAUCCCUCCAGGAUGACCGUGACAGGGUGAUCGAGGAGGCCAAGAAAUGGGAGCAGAAGUUUGGUGAUGCCAUUCAAACCAAAGAAGAAGAGAUCAGACUAAAGGAGGAGAAUUGCAUGGUUCUAAAGGAUCGGCUGCAGCAAAUGACCACCCGUGCAGAAGAAUGAAGAUAGGUCCCUUCUCAUAGACUUGAACAUGACAACAAAAUCUGGGAGUCCAAGGCCCAGACAGAGCUCCAACAUCAACAGGAAGUUUGUGAUACCCUGCAGGGGGAAAACAAAGAGCUUAUGUCCCAAUUAGAAGAGACUCGGCAACUGCAUCACAUUAUGAAUGAAUUAGCUAAACUGGGGUCAGAACUUAAGAGUCUCAAAGACCAGUCAACUGACUUAAAUGAAUCGUUGGAAAAAUGUAAAAACAAUAAGGAAAAUUUGGAAGAAAUUAUAAAACAGCAAGAAGCUGAUAUCCAGAACUGUAAAUUCAAUUAUGAACAACUCAAGACAGACCUAAGGACCUCCAGUGAGCUGACUGGUCAGUUGCAGGACGAAAUCAGUGUGAAGGAGCAGAAGGUUAUAAGCCUGCUUUCUGGCAAGGAGGAGGCGAUCCAGGCAGCUGUUGCUGAACUGCACCAGCAACACAAUAGAGAAAUCAAAAAACUAGAAAAUCUCUUGUCCCAGAAGGAAGAGGAGAAUGUCGCCUUAGAAGAGGAAAACAAGAAGGCUGUUGAGAAAACCAAUCAGCUCAUGGAAACACUGGAAAACAUCAAGAAGGAGAACCUCAAGCAGACGGCUCAGCUGGAUUCCUUUGUUAAGUCCAUGUCCUCGCUCCAGGAUGACCGAGACCGCAUCAUAAGUGACCACCAGCAGCUGGAAGAUCGACAUCUCUCUAUAAUCUUAGAAAAAGACCAACUCAUCCAAGAAGCUGCUGCUGAGAAUAAUAAACUGAAGGGAGAAAUUCGAGGACUGAGAAAUCAUAUGGAUGAUCUCAAUUCCAAGAAUGCCAAGCUGGAUGCCGACCUCAUCCAGUACAGGCAAGACCUGAACGAAGUGAUAUCCAUAAAGAACUGUCAGCAAAAGCAACUCCUUGAGGCUCAGCUACAGCAAACUAAGGAGCUGGAAAAUAAAUAUGGAAAACUAGAAGAGAAGCUGAAGGGGUCGGAAGAAGCUAGGCAAAGCCUACAACGGUCCUCAGAUGCCCUCCAAGGGGAGAAACGAGGCUUGUCUACACAGAUUGAGAGCUUGAGGAGACAAGUGGCAGCCUUGCAGGAAGAAGGAACCCUAGGCGCCUUUCACCUGACCACCACUGAGAGCUUGAAAACAGCCAGCCAUGUCUUCACUCCAGAAUGA